This is a messenger RNA of Arabidopsis arenosa, 649 nucleotides long. The record is from the annotation of a GenBank genome assembly. Lineage: Eukaryota; Viridiplantae; Streptophyta; Magnoliopsida; Brassicales; Brassicaceae.
CCUAGAUCUCUCACCGUCGCCGGCAAACCCAAUGGCUAAGAAAAAUAAAUCCCCGCCUAAGGGCUCUCCUUCCUCUUCCUCUCACCGCUCAGUUUCCGAUGCUUCCUCAAAAAUUCUCUUUUGCCAUCCGAAACUCGAUCUCUUCUCCGGGGCUAAUUCUGAUGUUGAAGCGUUGGAUAAGCCGUCUUGGGUAAAUAUAGUAAAAAGCACUUCUCAAACGAUGAGGAAGAAAGGAAAGGAAUUUACCUUAACCUCGGGUGAGCUCUGUGUUGAAAUUCCGGAACAAGCACCGAUGGGAGAAAUUCAUCAUAGAUCUGUUUCACGGGAAUGCUCCUAGUCCAGAUGUGUGUAAGAAGCCGAUAGAUGGUUUCAUAGCUGGGUUCGUUGAUGAGAAUGAUGUUUUCCAAUGGAGCUUCUCAAUUAUGGGUUGUAGUAAGUUUUUUCUAAUCUCUCAUGUUUCUGUUGAUUGGAGAUAUUAUUCAAACUAAACUGCAGGGCCUUGAUUUUUUUUCUCACUCAUCUUUGUCUCCAAAUUUUGUUUGUUUUUAGCCUAUUGCAAGUGGUAACUAGCUUUUGCAUUUUGUAAAUCUUCUUUGUGGAACGAAGUAGCAAACACAAUUGAGGUGUAAAAUAAAUUUUCUGAUUUUUU